Osmerus eperlanus (European smelt) is the source of this 2114-nucleotide messenger RNA. Its product is annotated as N-acetyllactosaminide beta-1,3-N-acetylglucosaminyltransferase 2. Gene Ontology annotation, molecular function: UDP-glycosyltransferase activity; hexosyltransferase activity. The coding region runs from base 288 to 1640 and encodes 450 amino acids. The transcript has 2 exons. Gene Ontology annotation, cellular component: Golgi membrane. The record is from RefSeq and is a predicted model, not a curated record. Lineage: Eukaryota; Metazoa; Chordata; Actinopteri; Osmeriformes; Osmeridae.
CUUUACCAAAAGGAUGGUCUAGGCUACGCGUGGAAUUCGCUGGAGAGCGCAUGAUCGACGUUACCUGGGUACAAUGCUUUUUCUCUCCGUGGGUUAUUUUCAAACAAAGCACAGAUCCAAGCGUUGAAAUGGUUUUAAGUACCGUAGGCCUAGUCCGUUCAAGGAAACCAAACAGCUGAAGAAAAGCGAUAUAGAACAUCUGAAAGUAUUGAAUUAUUUGUUUAAUCCUGUAAUCGUCUUCUCUAUCUCAGUGCGUCUUCCCUGUCUGAUAGCUUAGCACACAACCAAUGGCGCGAUGCAGGUGCAAUGGACGGAUACUGUGCCUGUGCCUCCUGCCCUGUGUGAUGAUGGGUCAUCUUGUCAUAUACAUCAUGGUGUCUAUAUUCAUCACGGUCUCCUAUUCCCCUCCCCAUGUACCGGUCCGCUUCGUCGCCCCGGGAGCCUCCUCAAACUCUGGGGCAUUGGCACCCCAUCCACUGGGCCCCUUCUGGAACCUGCGUCUGCAGGAGACAGCCCUAUGGAACCGUCUUCAGCACACCUGGGACAGACGGUAUAACCCUAUUCUACAGGGGAACGUGACCAAUGGGAGCUCCUCCACGAGGCAGGGCAGCGAGGGAGCUCCGUGGCAGGGCAGAGAGUGCUCCUCCACCUGCGUUUCUGAUUCGGAGCAGUGCUGGGGCGCCCAUCUCCACGACUACAACACCCUCCCGGAGCAGAUGAAGGCGUUUGUCCUCUCCAUGCACUGCAGAGAGUACCCCCUCCUUAGGAACCAGCCCAGGCUGUGCGCCAGCAACGAGAGCGGGGAGUGGGAGAGCCCCUUGCUCCUGAUGGCCGUCAAGUCCCAGGUGGGUAACUUUGAGAACAGGCAGGCCAUCCGGGAGACUUGGGGGCGGAGCGGCUUGGUGAAGGGGGAGCAGGGGAGGGUGGGCGGGCUGGUACGCACUGUCUUCCUCCUGGGGAGGCAGGACUCGACCACGGGGCCCCACCCAGACCUCGGAGGCCUCUUGGAGCUGGAGAGCCAACAAUACAGAGACAUCCUGCAGUGGGAUUUCAGGGACUCCUUCUUCAACCUCACCCUGAAGGACCUCCUCUUCUGGCACUGGCUGCAGCAUCACUGUCCAGGCGUGCAGUUCAUAUUCAAAGGCGACGAUGAUGUUUUCGUGAGGACAAACGCGCUUCUGGAUUACCUGCACAAACAACGAGCGGAGCAUGACGUGGCACAGGCGAGUAGAAACAAAACCGAGACGUUGGAUCUGUUCGUCGGUGACGUAAUCAGCAACGCCAAGCCGAACCGCGAGCCGUACACCAAGUACUACAUCCCCGAGAGUUUCUACGAGGGCGUGUAUCCUCCUUACGCCGGAGGAGGGGGCGUGGUCUACUCUGGAUCCCUCGCCGCGAGCCUGAGACAGGUGUCCGAGAGGGUGCGCAUGUUCCCCAUCGAUGACGUGUACCUGGGCAUGUGCCUCCACAGGCUUGGGCUCUCUCCUGGACACCACCCCGGGUUUUUGACCUUUGACCUCCCUGAAUCGGAGAGGGACAAGCCCUGCGCAUACAGCUCUGUGCUGCUUGUUCACAAGCGCAGCCCCAAGGAUAUGCUCACACUCUGGAGCAAGCUACAGACGCCCCCCACCCCGUGUUGAUGAAGAGACACUCACGCAUUGACAGCAAAGCACAGCGAGAGAUGGGGCGUGGGGGGAUGGGAAUAGCCCAGUGGUUAGAGUAUUUGAUCGCAGAUCAAGAGGUCACAGGUUCAAAACACCCUCUGUGUGUCGUCUUUGGUUAAAUGCGGCUGUAAAUAAUAAUAUAUAAAAUACAUUAUUGAGACACACAGUGAGAGGGCACAGUUACACUGAGACACAUGUAGAGGAUGGUCAGAGACAUCUCUGGCAGGAAGGAGAAAAAACCUGGACAUCAUAAUGUAUAAAGCAUGUGAACAGAACAGGAAACACACAGAAACAGUAAAGGCCUGAAAUCAAAACCUUUUAAAUAACAUUUCAAUCAGUUUAAUUGAACUGUGGAUGUCUUUAUUUUGCUUUUAUGUAAUCUGUAAGUAUGUAUAAAAAUGUAUACAAUAUGGGAAUUGCCACAUCUUAACAUCUUUAAGUACGCCUAAU